AUGUCAAAUUACUUUAUCCUCGGGGAAGGCAGAUACCAAUUACUACUUUCGUUGGGUAAGGCUUACCUACUAGAUACCUUGGCUGUUGCCCAUCGUCAUACGCUAUACGCAAUAGAUCGCACUGGCGCGCGCAGCGCCAACAUCCUGGGUCAUAUGUUUGCUGGUGUUGCAGAUAAUGUAUUGCUUGGGCCCCUUGGUACUACAGUAGGUGCCGCUGGCGCUCCGUCCCGUCCAGUUUUUAUGCAGAAAGACAUUGGGUGA
This is a messenger RNA of Fusarium proliferatum ET1, 261 nucleotides long. RefSeq lists its product as uncharacterized. The coding region runs from base 1 to 261 and encodes 86 amino acids. The transcript has 4 exons. The record is from RefSeq and is a predicted model, not a curated record. Lineage: Eukaryota; Fungi; Ascomycota; Sordariomycetes; Hypocreales; Nectriaceae.